Solanum pennellii is the source of this 1634-nucleotide messenger RNA. Its product is annotated as extensin-like. The record is from RefSeq and is a predicted model, not a curated record. The transcript has a single exon. NCBI's taxonomy places the organism in Eukaryota, Viridiplantae, Streptophyta, Magnoliopsida, Solanales, Solanaceae. The coding region runs from base 255 to 1439 and encodes 394 amino acids.
AUUGUUUAAAUAUUUUUGUAAAACUAAACGUUGCAACGUUUGGUAUUUGAUUUUUUUCCUCACAAAAUUGCAACGUUAAGUUUUCACAUUACUAUAUUAAUUAUCAGAAAUCAGAUUUUAAUUAACAUUAGUGAUUAUCCAUUCCGUUUAAUUUCCCGGUGACCGGAAUAUUCCAUGUGAUAUCAAUUAUUCCUUCUGUUUAAUUUUCCGGCCACCGGAUAUUCUCCGUGAUAUCGCUUUGUUAAACUAUAAAAAUGUACAGAGUAUUUACCAUUGCUUUAUUGUUGCUUCAUGUGAUAAACUCCGAUGGAGCAGCAUCGCCGGCGAAAUUGGAUGCCCCUGUUUUUUCUCAGGUAUUUUCUCCGGCGAGUCCUUAUGCAUCGCCUGACAAGUCUCCAGCCACUCCAGAAAUUUCUCCGGCAAUUACAAUGUCUCCAAAAAGUAGUCCGUUUGCUUCGCCGGUUCAAUCUCCGUCGAGAACUCCGCCGACGACUUCAAUUUCGCCGGCUAGGACUCCAUCGUUCAAUGACAGUGCUCCGGAACCAUCUAAGGCUACUUCUGAAAGUCCGGUGAACACUCCUACAAUAUCCCCUGAAGCAUCGUCAAAGGUACCUGCGUCUACACCGUCUAUCUCGCCGAUGAGUUCUCCUGGGCCAAUGCCGUUAUCCAAUGUUGCUGCUCCUGUACCAUCGGCUAUGACUCCUCGGCCGAGACUUAAAACUCCGGUGAUCACUCCAGCAAUAUCUCCUAAAGCAUCGUCAAUGGUGCCGGCGUCUCCUCCGUUUGUCUCGCCGAUAAAUUCUCCUGCGCCAAUGCCGUCAUCCAACGUUGCUGCUCCGGUAACAUCGGCAAUGACUCCUCGGCCGAGAUUUAGAACUCCGGUCAUCACUCCUGCAAUAUCUCCUAAAGCAUCGUCAAUGGUGCCGGCGUCUACCCCGUUUGUCUCGCCUAUAAAUUCUCCUGCGAAAACGCCGUCAUCCACUGUGGCUGCUCCGCUUCCAUCUGUAAUUACUCCUCGUCCGAAAUUAAAAACUCCGGUGAUCACUCCUUCAACAUCACCAGUGCCUGAGUCUCCAAAAAUGAGACCAUCCGCUUCACCGGUGAAAAUAUCACCGACGAAAACAAUUUCGCCAGCGCUCACUCCAUCAUCUUCUGUGAUUGAAAAUCCAGUACCUGCUCCUGUAUUCUCCUCUCCGGCAGCUUCACCAUCAGAUAUUCCCACAAGCGCUGUGACUCCAUCAAUAUCCGCAAGUAUUCCUUCAACUUCAAUAACUCCGUCAGAGGCACCAGAGAUGUUGUCUGCUCUAAUUCCGGCACCGGUCACUUUUUCGCCGGAGAGUUCACGAAGCGUUGUGACUGAUACUUCCGCGGGAACUUCAAAAUUUAAAGCGCCAACUUUUCUAAGUGGGCUUGCUAUUUGGGCUGUUUUGUUAAUUUGAAGUUCAUUAAAGGCCCAAUUUUUAUGUAUAUGUAGAUAUAUUUUUUUUCCUUUGUAAUAUUCUUCUUUGUAAUACAUUUUUAUUUUUUUAUUUAUGUGAAAAAUGUAGAGAUUUCCAUUUAAUAUGCGUGUAGCGGAGAUAGAAGUUUCACGUAAGAAGAUUCAAAUAAUAAUAUUAUUACGUUACUAUAUUGAA